AUGACAUCUGACAAGCCAACGAAGGUGACUUUUGAUCACACAGAUCAUCACAACUCUCCACCUUGGCCGGAAUGGAGUGAUUCAUACAUCAACAACCUACAAUGGAGUAGACAGACCAGACGCUCAAUAUCUGCGGUCUCUUUCUCACCAAACAUCAAGGCUAAACUGGCUUCCGAGUCAGAUGAAGUGUUUGAAGAGCCAGGAUUGUUUGAUAUACCGGAUGUGCAAGUACAUGCAUGGAGACAUCCCCACGAGAUAGACGCUGACAUAAGUUAUGUCAUCGAGCCUGACUCCACUCCGCUUGAUCUUGUUACUCAUAACAAACACCUUCUGCAUAUAGAGAUAAUGAGAAAAAUAAUAAGCAGUAUAUCCUGUUUGGAGAGAGAGUCUUUUUGUCGUCCGUUUCCCAUAGAGUUUCAGUCGGAUCAGUUCACGGCCAAUGGAGAAGCGGAGUGGAAGCCUUGGCAUCAUGUUUACGCACUCACAGCAGCAGGCAAGGACCAGAAACAUCAUCCACAGUUCAACCCUUCCGGCAAAUAUUUUAUUCGACUGUUUUUCUUGGGUAAGUGGCGUCGUAUCCUGGUGGAUGACAGGCUACCAGUGGACAGUCAAGGUCAGAUCCUGCUGCCUGUGUCUCGUCCAGACAAUCUGUGGCUGCCGCUGCUCUCAAAGGCACUGCUGAAAGUGUCCUGUCUUAGUCAUGGUGCUGACUUCGGCGUCAUACAUUGUCUCACCGGAUGGAUAAAGACUGUAAUCUCUUGCAAGGGCUGCAGCAAGUACCAGCUGUGGUGUGUGUGUUGUCAGCUGAUGUCUACUACGGAGGAGAUUGUAGAGUCUCCGGGAUGUUGCAGAAGUGAUGAGGAAUUCACAAUUCCACAGAACAAUCAAUCAGCUGUCUCGUCGCGGGCUCUUCUGGCUGUCAUUGCCUCCAAGGGUUCCAACAUGCUGGAACAUACUGUCCUGAUUGGUAAUGUGAGAUACGACAGAGAUCAGGCCUCCCCUGGAUGGAAGCAAUACCGCUGGAAUGAGUGGGCCUUCAACAAAGGCAUCAUAACAGAAAUCCCUAACAAGCCUGUUAGAAAUGUUCAAAUCUACAAUCCUCUAAUGGAAAACAAGGAAUUGUCAAAUGGGGAUGGCUCUCGUGACAAAAAUGAUGAUUGGUUAGACUUUGAGGAUUUUUUUCAAAAUGUGAGGGCUAUAAAGGUGUACUACAAACCCUCAUAUUUCAAGUAUAGCUUGAGAGCUUGGUCAGAACAAGAACUGGUUUUACCAUUGCAGACUGCUGAAGACGUUUUGUUUGUUGGGAAAAAGCUUUCAUCUAAAGAUAAAGGGGAGGAUACCAAGAGUACAAAGACUAAAAAGGCAAAAAUAGAAGAUCCUGCCAAUCUGUCUACUAGGUCCCAUAUCAAAGGAACAAACAAGAAAAUUAAUAAAAGAAAAGGGACAGAAGAUGUAACAAAAUUUAAAGAAGACUGGCCAAAAAAUUUAAGGAAAUCUUCCUUUUUCUACUUGUUGAUAGACUCCAUGGCCAGUAAGGAGGUACUCUGCUGUGUGAGUGGCUACUCCCCUGAGGGUCCUUCACACGCUAUCAUCUUCAUCGGCAAGUUUGACUGGCACAGCCCCUGCGUUGCUCCCAUCACUACCCGCAUGUCGACCACUGCCACUUCGGCUCGCUUCUUCCUUCUGCCACCAGGGUUACGAGUGGUCAGAAUAUGGCAUCAGUUUCCAGCGUACUUUUGUAUGCAGAUUUAUUCCAACUCUUAUUUCCAAUGUGGUUCCAAAAUGACAAUACAGCAGAGUUUAGGGAGUGAUUCUUUAUCAUUCAAGUUUUAUGGACGGGAGAUCAGCAGCAGGUUUGAGCAGCUGCUAGCAGCUCCACACGGCGGGGCUGGUCACGGCGGGGCGUACCAACAGCUGAUGUGUAGCCUAGAGCCCCCGCUGCUCACCACUAGGCUUCCCUGGCCACAGUGGUUUCAUGUGCACAUCGAGCUAGUAUCAGCAUUUGAAGAGUGCUUGACAGAAAUGUUGGUGGAAACAUUUCACAGUGCUGCAGAUGUUUAUCAAACCAUUCAAGCAUUUCAGCUGCUGUUUUUAAAUCCGGUGUUUGGUAUGAAAACCCUUAAAUCCAUUAAGCCUGAAUGCUUUAAGUAUAUUGUUGAGCAAAAUGAGUCGAAGCAACAAAAAGGACAAAAAGAAGAAAUAAAAGAACAAACCACAGAUGGAAAAGGAGUAAAAGGCAAAAAGAAUGAUAAAUCAAAGGGAAAGCCGACAGACAGAGUUAAAACUGAAGAUAAAUCAAAAAGUGAAAUCACUGAGAAAGUUGACAAAAAGAAGAAAGACAAAUCAAAGCUAGCUAUAGAAGAAGUAUCUUUGAGGAAGCUGAUAACAUGCAAAGAGAAAAACUUGCUAUUGAAUGAUCAAAACAAAACAAUUCUGCUACUUAGAAAGAUGAUGUCGUAUGUACCCCAUCUGCGAAGUCUCUACCCCUUCCAUGCUGAAGAUGACGUUAAGAUGGUAUUGAAGGAUUAUCUAGGGGAGACUCACCCCGUAGACAGCUGGGUGGUUUUGGUGCGAUGUGUGCUCAACAUCCACUCUACCGAGUCAGUGCCCUGCAGCCUCCACAUAUGGUCACCUGUAGAGAGUCUCGUACUUCGCUUGAUUGACAAUGACACCAGUGAGGAAAUAUUGCGACAUGGUUUUGUUGAGAAUAACGUUGCAUAUCUCAGUCGAAACAGGAAAGGCUACACAGUGAUGGCGUACGGAGUCACCGAUCAGCUGCAGCCCAUACCUUGGCGUCUGCGUAGUCUGGGUGUGACAGAGACAGAAUGUCUUCAUAUCUGUGAAGAGGACUGUGACAGAUGUACCAACACGACAACUCAACUGCCACAACAGCACCAACAGACUCUGCGUGGCUACUAUGUGCCCAACAAACAGAGAGAUAUUGCAAGGUGUCUGCUAGCAGUGGAGGCUGAUGUGACAGUGCUACUAAGGCUCAACGUGUCGUACAAGUACGCUGUGUGUAGUCUCACAGUGUACAGUGAGAGUGGAGACGUCAUCUGCUACACCAGCGGCACUGGCCAGGCUAUGGAGGUGGACUGCCGAUUGAUAGGGAAUAGCGUGAUAGCGGAGUCAGGUGGAAGUGGGGAUGGGAAAGUAAGACCUGUUGUGUACAGAAUAUCAGCUAAACUGCUAGACAACUCAUGGCCGCUGCGGCCCGAUCAGCUGAGAGCUAUGUGUUAUUACAAGGAACAUCUGCCGUCCAUACUUGACAAACAAACUGGGACAAAGGAGAACCCGUCACGUUUACAAUCAAACAUUGCUUCAAACUCUGAAGAUUCUGACGAAAUGUUCUUUGAAAAUGUUGACGACAAACCUUCCUGGAGCUUGACUGUUGUGACAGACAUGUUAGAGGAAGUUCCUAUUAAAUUGAGUUUGGACAUGACAAUUUAUGAAGUUGUGAACAAACUGAAAAGCCAGUGGGAGAGUGAGGGAUUGCAUCUCAAUAACUGUAAAUCGUUGAGACAAGAAUUCUUAAAGCAUCAAGAAUAUUCUGAUGAUGAGAUUACUGAAGAUACUGUUUUCAAAUUGAAACCCAAGAAGUUAGAAAAGCUUUUAGACUUGUACGGUCAAAAGAUAAGUGACAGUUGUCUGCCUGGUCAAAACAAUAAUGCCAGUAUGUCAGGAAGUAGUAUUGAAUUGUCUGUACAAACACUCUCUUCUCCCUUAACACCAACACCAUCAUUGGGAAGCAGUUCACUACAGACAUCUUCCGAAAAAUCUGGAAAACGGUUGGAUCAUACAAAUAUCCUUGUUCAGCAAUCAGGAAUCCACAGAGCUCUUCAGAACUUGAGAGAAAAGAAUUUGGAUAUCAACAAACAAAUAUUCAUGGAGGCUGCAGAACUGCGAGAAAAAGUUAUAAAUGAUAUGAUAACUGCUAAAAACGUUAAUAUAGAAUCAGAGCCAUCCAAAGUAGCAACUGAUAAAAAGAAAGGUAAGAGAUCUAAAGCACUAUCUCCUGCAAGUAUAAAGGAAAAGAUGACAAAGCCAACAAAAGGCCCAAAAAAAGGAAAGAAAAGUAAUAAAUAAUGUAAAAUCAAUUAUGAUAUUACUGAACUGUUGUUUAAAAUUUGAAAUGAAAUCAAUAAAACAUAUGUACUGAUUGUAUUAUCUUAAAGUUCACUAUGGUUUUCUAAUAAAUUGUUUUUAAUGUUAUAAAAGCUUUCAUUAUAAGCUUUCAUUUUAUUUUUAAAGUAUGUUUAGUAAAAU
Messenger RNA from Macrosteles quadrilineatus (aster leafhopper), 4266 nucleotides. RefSeq lists its product as uncharacterized. Bases 1 to 4086 code for a protein of 1361 amino acids. NCBI's taxonomy places the organism in Eukaryota, Metazoa, Arthropoda, Insecta, Hemiptera, Cicadellidae. Gene Ontology annotation, molecular function: calcium-dependent cysteine-type endopeptidase activity. The record is from RefSeq and is a predicted model, not a curated record. The transcript has 25 exons. Gene Ontology annotation, biological process: proteolysis.